Symphalangus syndactylus (siamang) is the source of this 4099-nucleotide messenger RNA. RefSeq names its product leiomodin 1 (gene LMOD1). Gene Ontology annotation, molecular function: tropomyosin binding; actin binding. NCBI's taxonomy places the organism in Eukaryota, Metazoa, Chordata, Mammalia, Primates, Hylobatidae. Gene Ontology annotation, cellular component: cytoskeleton; myofibril; striated muscle thin filament. The record is from RefSeq and is a predicted model, not a curated record. Gene Ontology annotation, biological process: actin filament organization; muscle contraction; pointed-end actin filament capping.
AACUGCUCUGUACUAAAUUUGGUCACGCAGCGCUCCAAGAUUCCCUGGAAUGUCCUCAAGUUUCAAACAGCUCUGACAGCGAGGUAGGCCCGCCCCCAGCUUGGGGAUUGGCUUCUCCUCUCCUGGCUCGGCAGUUGUCGGGUCUUAUUGGCCGCUGAUUAGACCAGCCGGGGUCCACUAGCCCUGGGCUGCAGGGAGGCUGCUGCGUCCAGUGAACACUUCAGCACCUGUAGCACAGAAGGGCCAAGGAGCUGCAGUCCUCGACCAGCAGGAGGUUUGCUCCUCAGCCCACUCGCUGCAUCCAGAUCAGCUCACCCCUCUCCCUUCCCUGCCCACCAGGACUCUGAUAGCCCCUGGCAGCCACAGCCCAUUUUGCCAAGAUGUCUAGGGUAGCCAAAUACCGCCGGCAGGUGAGUGAAGACCCCGACAUCGACAGCCUGCUGGAGACCCUGUCUCCCGAGGAGAUGGAGGAGCUGGAGAAGGAGCUGGACGUGGUGGACCCAGACGGGAGUGUUCCCGUGGGGCUGCGGCAGAGAAACCAGACGGAGAAACAGUCUACGGGUGUGUACAACCGGGAGGCCAUGCUCAACUUCUGUGAAAAGGAGACCAAGAAACUUAUGCAGAGGGAGAUGUCCAUGGAUGAAAGCAAGCAAGUGGAGACCAAGACAGAUGCCAAGAAUGGAGAGGAAAGGGGCAGAGAUGCCAGCAAAAAAGCCCUGGGCCCCAGACAGGACUCAGAUCUGGGGAAGGAGCCAAAGAGGGGUGGUUUAAAGAAAAGCUUCUCUAGAGACAGAGAUGAAGCUGAUGGCAAGACUGGCGAGAAGCCCAAGGAGGAGAAGAUCAUCCGGGGCAUUGACAAGGGCCGGGUCAGGGCUGCAGUGGAUAAGAAGGAGGCAGGGAAGGAUGGGAGAGGAGAGGAGAGGGCAGUGGCCACCAAGAAGGAAGAGGAGAAGAAAGGGAGUGACAGGAACACAGGCUUGAGCAGGGACAAGGAUAAAAAGAGAGAGGAGAUGAAGGAGGUGGCCAAGAAAGAGGAUGAUGAGAAGGUAAAAGGGGAGCAUAGGAACACAGACACCAGAAAAGAGGGUGAGAAGAUGAAAAGAGCAGGUGGGAACACAGACAUGAAAAAGGAGGAUGAGAAGGUAAAAAGAGGAACUGGGAACACAGACACCAAAAAGGAGGAUGAAAAAGUCAAGAAGAAUGAACCUUUACAUGAAAAGGAAGCCAAGGAAGACAGCAAGACCAAAACACCUGAGAAACAGACGCCCAGUGGCCCCACCAAGCCCUCUGAAGGACCGGCCAAGGUGGAGGAGGAGGCAGCUCCCAGCAUAUUUGAUGAGCCUCUGGAGAGAGUGAAGAACAACGACCCCGAGAUGACUGAGGUGAACGUCAACAACUCAGACUGCAUCACAAAUGAGAUCUUGGUCCGGUUUACUGAGGCUCUGGAGUUCAACACUGUGGUUAAGGUGUUUGCCUUGGCCAACACGCGAGCUGAUGACCACGUGGCCUUUGCCAUUGCCAUCAUGCUCAAGGCCAACAAGACCAUCACCAGCCUCAACCUGGACUCCAACCACAUCACAGGCAAAGGCAUCCUGGCCAUCUUCCGGGCCCUCCUCCAGAACAACACGCUGACCGAGCUCCGCUUCCACAACCAGCGACACAUCUGUGGAGGCAAGACGGAGAUGGAGAUCGCCAAGCUGCUGAAGGAGAAUACUACCCUGCUCAAGCUGGGCUACCAUUUUGAGCUGGCCGGGCCCCGAAUGACCGUCACCAAUCUGCUCAGCCGCAACAUGGACAAACAGAGACAAAAGCGGCUGCAGGAGCAAAGGCAGGCACAGGAAGCCAAGGGAGAGAAGAAGGAUCUGCUGGAGGUACCCAAGGCCGGGGCCAUGGCCAAGGGCUCCCCAAAACCUUCACCUCAACCAUCUCCAAAGUCCUCUCCAAAGAACUCACCCAAAAAAGGGGGUGCUCCAGCUGCCCCACCUCCCCCUCCCCCUCCCUUGGCUCCACCCCUUAUCAUGGAGAACCUGAAGAAUUCACUCUCACCAGCUACCCAGAGGAAGAUGGGAGACAAAGUCCUCCCUGCCCAGGAGAAGAACUCCCGUGACCAGCUAUUGGCCGCCAUCCGCUCCAGCAACCUCAAGCAGCUCAAGAAGUUAAGUAUGCCCAAACUGCUUCAGUAGGACCAGGCUGCCAGGCACCAUCUGCCAAUGCCAUGACUGCUCAGGCCUCACCUCCCAGGGCUACACAGACCCUGCCCACCCUGUCCCUGGCUGACCUGCUGUGGAUGUCCCUAUUCUGCCAUGGGAGAGUCAAGGCCUGGGUCACGCUCAAGGAAAGAUGCCUUAUCUCUUCUCACUUUCCUUUUCUUGUCUCUGAGGCUCUCCAAAUUUUGCUUUAAUACCUGGAGCUCAGGUUUCCAGACAAGAAGAGUCCUUUUAGCACAUCGCUGAGAAGAUGGCACUAUCCAGGGCCCAUGUAGCUGGCAAGCUGCAAAAGGCCUGUGAUCCAGGAAAGAUGUCCCACAGGGACCACAUCCACCCCAGCCCUACUGCCCUCCAGGGCCAGGAUUCAGGCCUCUGAGGAGCCCACGGGGCAAAGCUGCUGGGCCAGUGGCACUCUGUGUGGGAAUAUGGCAGAAAGAUGGAGAAGCAUGGGGGCCCAAAGGGGAGCCUGGGGAGGGGCUGAGGAUACCCCAAAGUCCAGGCUAAUCAGAGGACGUGGCAGGGGCAGUGGCCUGGAUGCACAGUGCCUGAUGGGAGUAGGCUCCAGACAGGAGGAGUGGGACAGACAGCAGCUGGACUUGAAGGUUUGAUGCCAAAGUAGACAUUUUCCUCACACCCACCUGCUACUGUAUGAAUAGCUGUGUAUCUGUUUUUCCAUAAGAUUUUGAUAAUAUAUACAAACCUUUAGCUGUGAAUGGCUGUGCCCCACCUGUUGUCCUGAACUGUGAGUCCUGAUCCUAACCCUGGGCUCCUUGGAGGACUCUAGAAGCUCAGGUUCCCUGCCACACUAUUUGAGUUGGCCAUGAAAUAAAUUCACAUCCUCAGAAAGUACAGCAUGGAGGAAAAUCUGAACUCUGAGCAGAAGACUCUCCAAUGACCUGGUUGUCCAGGUGUAGAAGGCCAGGCCUCUACUAGGUCUGCUCCUGAACCAGUCCUGCUGCCUGGAGUCAGUAGCCAGAGUUGUUCUCAGGGGUGCUGGGGCAGAGUGGUGCCCAGGGUGCUGGGAUGGCUAUAUUAGGCAUGUUCAGGGAUGCUCAUUCCAUGACUCUGCCUAACCAUGGGCUCAGGGCCAGGUCCUCACAGCAGUCACAGGCCCAGGAAGGAGGCAGGCAGAGAAGUGGAGUGACUAUUUGGAGAAUAGCACCCAUACCUGUGUGCCUUAGGGCUCAGAGGGGCCUCAUCUUCCCCAGCCCUCCCCACCUACUCACCAAUUCCACUUCCUUCCCCAACUGCAGGAAUGCUGACAAUGCUGCCAUGCCCACCAUUGGGUGUAGAUGAAAGGCACCUUUCUGAAUUUCAUUCUCUUGAAGGUGCUGGCACCCCUUGGCACUGUGGAACGGCCACCUUGGGUCUGUGUCACUUGUAGGUUUCUCUGCCUCCAGGUUGCCUCAACAGCAGGAAGCACAGCAGUUUCACCAUCUUUGAGGUGAGGGUGGGGUGCCCCAGCUAGGAAGCAAGAUCGCUGUGCUAGGUCUGACCAAAACCAGAGGGCAGUCUAGUCCUGGGGGUAAAGCCCUCAGAUCCCAGGGCACACUCUUCUCCAUUCCCUCCACCCACUUGCCUGUCACCCCAGUCACCUAAGCAAUCACUGGGCCCAGAGGAGAGGAGACAGACACACGCUGGCUCCUGGACCUAAAGGGUAUGAGCUGGAGCUAAGGCCAGCUAGAGCUUCCACUGUCAGCCCUCACUGUCAGCCCCACUGCACCCCCCUGUGCCUGCUGGGCACUGGGCGCUAGCUAGAUGCUUUAGGUUGCUUCAGCUGAUCCUUCAGGUCUGUGAGGUGGAUACCAAUAUUCUAUUUUGCAGAUAGAAUUUGGCCCAGAGAGGUUAACUAAUAUAUCCAUGAUCACACAGCUAAUAAAAGUCAGAGCUCA